AAGAAACGGAAGCAGGAAACGAGUAAAUUCCUUCCAAAUAAGGCUACAUUGUAUGCAAGCUAUCGUAAAAUUGCUCAAGGGAUGGCUCAACCAAGACCGACUGCCUUGGAGAACUCAAAAGUGGUCAGAGUUGGCAACAAACUGUAUAUAAAAAAAGAGGAUAAACUUUACGCAGUUGGUGAGAGUGCUGAAAGAAUUGUUGCAGAGCACAGUACUGCGAAUAACGUCCGCGUCGUCAACUUGGAUGAGCAGUGCAAAAUAGAAGUGGAAAGUAACAGUUUAUUUACAGACUCUGAUUCGGGAAUACAUUCCUAUCAAUAUAAAUAUGAAAUCUAGUAACAAACCAGACCCGACUGGCAUUGCUGAUGAAUCAGAUAAGCUGCAAGACAUGUACACUACCACCGAGAUAAGUCUUGUCGAUUCUGGUGUAGGUUAUAUGUCAGACUCGUCCUCGGUCUUCAAAAUUAACAAGCGUAUUUCAUCGGACAUGUCGUCUAUUUCCAAACCUGAGGAGACUGUCCGAAAUGCCCAGUACGUUGACAAGGCGAGCCGGAAUACAGCAGAAGUUGAGAACUGGCAAGAAUUGUUUGAAAGACCAACAGCCCAACAGCGAAAACAGUUCUACCAGCAGAGACAAAAGGAAAAACAACACAAGAUGCAAAGAGUGCCUCAGAUCAUGUAUCAUAGCGACAAAGUUAGACUGGUGGAUAACGUUGCUGGACAACGUAUUCUCAAAGAACUUUCUGUGAUGGAUAGAAUUGGGAAACAUCCAGAUGGUGAAAUGCAGUGGCGUUCCAUAGCGCCCAUUCCGGCGCGUCUCAGUGUGCACACACAUGGAGAGAAAACUGGGAAUACUAAAUUCGGACUGCUGAAUAUGUCAUGGACAUCCGGACUGCCGAAGUUCCAGCAUGACUCCAGAAUUGGCAAUGAAUGCAAUAUACCGCAGCUGGAUAUUAGCAGAGAUCAGGGCAGACAAAGAUUACAAGAUUACAUGCUACCAUCAUCUUCGUCGUUCAUUGCGAGUAAUUUACACCGUAAUUGGCAAGCUAAGAGGUGUAAUUUACUCACUUCUUGUUCGUCGCAAGCAACACAUUCAGACUAUCAGUGGGAAAGCCAUAAAACAAUCAAGAUUUCUACUGCAUCUGCAGAUACUACUUUACCACCACGAGACGGCAAGAUUCAAAAUUGUGUCACAACAAAUGUCAAACAGCAGAUGCCGCCGUCCUUGAAUCUUCCUAAGAUGAGACCCACAGCUAUUAUCGGCACAAAAGCAUUGAAUAAACUGAAUAGUAAUUCAAAACUGCCGGAUAUAACAGCUUCAUUACGAUUCCUGACUAGCAGAAAGGAUGAAGUUCCCCAGAAUGCAUAAAUUGUCCCUCUCCAUGAAUUUAUCUGUAAGGUCAAUAAAAUCGGUGCAAUAUACU
This is a messenger RNA of Saccoglossus kowalevskii, 1424 nucleotides long. RefSeq lists its product as uncharacterized. Gene Ontology annotation, molecular function: protein binding. The record is from RefSeq and is a predicted model, not a curated record. Lineage: Eukaryota; Metazoa; Hemichordata; Enteropneusta; Harrimaniidae.